Messenger RNA from Dermacentor silvarum, 558 nucleotides. RefSeq lists its product as uncharacterized. NCBI's taxonomy places the organism in Eukaryota, Metazoa, Arthropoda, Arachnida, Ixodida, Ixodidae. The coding region runs from base 1 to 558 and encodes 185 amino acids. Gene Ontology annotation, molecular function: nucleic acid binding. Gene Ontology annotation, biological process: DNA integration. The record is from RefSeq and is a predicted model, not a curated record. The transcript has a single exon.
AUGGAGCGCCCAUGGCAACAAGAGGGGGCAGAUUUGUUCCACCUGGAGGGACAAAAUUUUCUGCUGCUUGUGGACUACUAUUCACUCUACCCUGAAAUCAUCACGCUACGCAACAGUUCCAGCCUAGCGGUGAUGUCGGCUAUCAAGAGCGUCACGGCUCGAUUCUGCAUACCGGAAGUGUUCCAAAGUGAUAAUGGACCCCAGUUCUCGUCACACGAGUUUGCAAGUUUUGCGAAAAACUAUGGGUUCAGUCACGUUACUAGCAGUCCCGGUUACCCCCAGUCAAACGGUGCAGUGGAACGGGCAGUGCACACUGUGAAGGACCUCUUCCGCAAGAGCAAUGACUGCUUCCUGGCACUGCUAGCGUAUUGCGACACACCAGGUGUCACGGGUUACAGCCCAUCGCAGCUGCUCAUGGCUCGACGGUUACGAACGCGCGUACCCAGGGACCACAGCAAAUUGUCUCCAGAAAUACCACCCCCACACAUCUUCUCCCAAAAGGACACCACCACCAAAAAACGGCAAGCUCGGAACUUUAACCAUCGCUACGGGGUGUGA